Elaeis guineensis (African oil palm) is the source of this 2013-nucleotide messenger RNA. Its product is annotated as fasciclin-like arabinogalactan protein 21. Lineage: Eukaryota; Viridiplantae; Streptophyta; Magnoliopsida; Arecales; Arecaceae. The record is from RefSeq and is a predicted model, not a curated record.
UACAGUGGAACAAUCUUGACCCCGGGGGACGCAAUAUGACCGAAAUUUCCACCGCAAUUUAUUCGAUGGGUUCCGUUUUGUUCUGCGAGCAAAGAACUUACAGCGGAUGUGCAGCACUAUUCCUCUCGGCAUGCAUUGCUGGUUCAUGAGAUGAAGACGCCUUUCAGGAUGGAAUCGCCCGCUCCACGAGACCUGGAGGCGGAGCCCCACAAGUCCUUCAGCCCAACCUCAUAAACUCGAGGGCUCGAUCGCCGUCUCUGGUCCUCCACAGCCCACCCGGUCCCCCCUCUUACUCUUUUCUCCCACCCUCGCCUGCAUAUAGAUACCUUCACUCCACUGCUCGUCCAACAUUCUCAUUCUUUCUUGAAGAGGCCAUGGCUUCCUCCUCGUCCUCCGUCAUGGGCCUCCUCGCCCUCAUCGCCGCCUCCCUCCUCUCGUCGACCGCUUCCGGAUCGCCAGCUCCGCCUCCCCAAGAACCGCACCAGGCCUUCCUCCUGGCCCCGAUCCUCUCCAACCUCGGCUUCCAGGAGCUCGCCAUGGCCGUGCCCGCCAUCUACUCGCCGGUCCUCUCCGCCUGGUCCGGCCCCCUCACCCUCUUUGCCCCAUCCGACGACACCCUCCACUCCUGUCCCUCCUGCUCCCCCCUCCGCCUCCUCCGAGAGCACCUCGUCCCCGGCCUCUUCUCCCUCCCGUACCUCUCCACGCUCGCCUUCGGCACCAAGCUCGAGACCGCCAGCCCUGGCCGCUGCCUCACCGUCACCUCCUCAGCUGCCGCCGCUCUCCGCCCCCGAUCCAUAGCCAACUCCUCCGACGUCAAGAUCUUCGUCGACGGCGUCGAGGUCACCCGCCCGGACCUCUUCAACGACGGCCGCUUCGUGAUCCACGGCAUCGGCGGCUUCGUCGCCCCGCUGUCCCCUCUUUCUUGCAGUCACGGGGACCCUCACCCCGCCAUUGCCGCCGGUGCCUCCGAUUGCCCUGGGUCGGCGAUCGUGCAGCUGAUGCUGCGCGACGCCGUCGCCCGCCUCCGAGACAGCGGGUUCAGCAUACUCGCCCUGGCGAUGCGAGUCAAGCACGCGGAGCUGUCGGGUCUCCAGAACAUGACGGUGUUCGCCCUCGACGACCCCUCGAUCUUCGCCGGCGGGCACGGGUACGUGACGGAGGUGCGGUUCCACGUCGUCCCCAACCGCCUUCUGACCCACGCCGACCUGCUGCGGCUCCCACCGGGGGCCAUCCUGCCGACGCUGGUCCAAGGCCAGCACCUGGUGGUGACGCACGCCGCCGUCGUCGCCGUCGGCCCCGCGGCACUGGGCCCCGCCUCAGGCCUCCGGAUCAACUACGUCCCGAUCAAGGUUCCCGACGUGGUGACCAACGCCCGGAUCGCGGUCCAUAGCAUCUUCCUGCCGUUCCCGCACCUCUAUGUGCCGGUUCAGCCGUCUGCGGUAGCAGCAAAGGGCGGGAUCUGUGGAGACAAGAAGGGGCCGUGCGGCGCUUCAGUCGAAUGUGAGGUGGCUACCGAGGUCGUCGAUUUCUUGGACGACGGCCCGUGAUGUGUAAGAUCUUCUCUUCGCUUCUCUGUUUUCUUUCUGUGACGUCUUCCUCGCACACGAUGGGAAUUGGGACGGCCGAUUUCUUUUUGCCAAUUGCUGUUCCAAAACGAAAACAAAGGACUAGGUGAAUGAAUCAAGAACCGUGUCAGGGUUGCAUGGAGCCCUCGGAUUCUCUUUCUUUUUCGUCCUCUGUACCCCGGGUGGGGUUGGGUAGGCCUUUCUCGUUCUCUCUCGUUAAUUUUUUAUUAGUGUGAUCAUUUUCCGUUUCAGUUCAUUGCUUGUUGAUUUGGGCGGAAAAUCGAGGGGAAUUUAGAUGCAGGUUUAUAAAUUAUUACUAACCAUGGUUUUAAUUCAUAAAGGAGGAGACACGUCCUAUGAACCAUGUUGUAUCAUUCACACGAAUGAAUGAUUGAUCUGCUUUUGCAACGCCAAUAUCAUAUUUUACACACAUGAUGUGAAUUUUGAA